AUCGCCUCUGGCUCGCGGGAUCUGACCGUCAAGCUUUGGGAUGCCACGAUGGGUGAGUGUCAGAAGACACUGGCUGGCCACUCCCACUAUGUCACCGCCGUGGCCUUCUCUCCGGGUGGAAAGCAGAUCGCCUCUGGCUCGUGGGAUCAGACCGUCAAGCUUUGGGAUGCCACGACGGGUGAGUGUCAGAAGACACUCGCUGGCCACUCCGGCUCGGUCACUACCGUGGCCUUCUCUCCGGACGGGAAGCAGAUUGCCUCUGGCUCGGACGACAAGACCGUCAAGCUUUGGGACAUUGCC
This is a messenger RNA of Aspergillus costaricaensis CBS 115574, 300 nucleotides long. Its product is annotated as WD40 repeat domain-containing protein. The transcript has a single exon. The record is from RefSeq and is a predicted model, not a curated record. Lineage: Eukaryota; Fungi; Ascomycota; Eurotiomycetes; Eurotiales; Aspergillaceae. Gene Ontology annotation, cellular component: nucleus; transcription repressor complex. Gene Ontology annotation, biological process: negative regulation of transcription by RNA polymerase II. Gene Ontology annotation, molecular function: protein binding. The annotation marks the transcript as partial.